Molecule: messenger RNA, 444 nt
Organism: Fonsecaea monophora
Lineage: Eukaryota; Fungi; Ascomycota; Eurotiomycetes; Chaetothyriales; Herpotrichiellaceae
Exons: 5
Coding region: 1-444 (147 amino acids)
Source: RefSeq, a predicted model, not a curated record
AUGGGAUAUGUGGAAUACUACGGCAUCGUUGAGACCACACCUCGAUCAUCAGCUACUCUCCAAUACAAACCUCACGGGAUUGAUUGGCUCCCAGACAACCGAGACGGAGACUGGAAUCCUGCCCGAUCAGAACAUGGAGAUGCUGCAGUCGAGGGUAAUACCACGAGCCUUAAACUGGGGUUUACGACCAAUGGAGCCAGAUUUGAAGACAGCAAGACCACGUUGAUACACUUCAUCCGUGAUGUCCAGCUCAAGAAGAUGGAAGAUGCCGCCACCCCUGCAGGCUCUGCGGUGGAGGCCACAUUUGAAGACCACAAGACCACGUUGAUACACUUCAUCCGCGAUGCCCGGCUCAAGAAGAUGGAAGAUGGCGCACCCCCUACAGGCUCUGCGGGUUCGCACGGACCACCUGGCGCGGGUAACGCACAGAGGGUGGCGUCGUGA